This is a messenger RNA of Paramecium pentaurelia, 1347 nucleotides long. The record is from the annotation of a GenBank genome assembly. NCBI's taxonomy places the organism in Eukaryota, Ciliophora, Oligohymenophorea, Peniculida, Parameciidae.
AUGAUAAUAUAAAAUUCUUCACGUUUGGAAGGAAAACACAUUAAGAAUAGUAGAAGUGCUUAAAGACUCACUCCUUCUCAUAAUCUAUAUACUGAAUCUUCUUAUAUAUCUUAAAUCUUGGCUCAUUAGUAAAAAUUAAAUGAUAUUCCAAACUCAAAUAAAAGAAUAUUAAAUAAUGUCAGUCCUUCAAAUUUUAAUUAUAGGGAUGGUAAAAUUCUAUAAAAAAACUAUUUGCAAAAUAAAUACUCAUUAUUAUUAGAAGGGAAUCAUGUUCAAAGAGCUGGUUGGAAAAAAUAUUUAUUAGAUGGAUUUAAAGAGAAGAUUGAAAACAUCUUAAAUUAAAACAAGAAAGGUUCAAAGUUAUUUAAAAUCAAAAGAUAAUAUUUUACUAAAAGUGUUGCUUUGUAACCAACUGUUAUUUAAGAUGAUUAUUUAACAGUUGAUUCAUUGAUUAAAAAAUAAGAUCCUUCUUAUGAUAUUGAAGCAGUUUAGGAUAAGUUAAUAUAAUAACAUAAGCAUUAUUUAACAAAUAAGAAAAAUACUGAUUAUGAUGAGAAGUAUGAAAAAUAAUAAUAUUGAGAUUAUAAAACUUAGUAAAGUAAUUUGAAAUAAUAGUAGAUAGGAUAGAGAAGGAAGCAUUUAAAGUGAAAGUGCCCACAAAUUUCUCAACAGCUAUGUAAAAUUACAAUGAUUUUUAUGAUGUGCAACUAGACUCCAAAAAUAAAUACAAUAGUUUUAAAGCUAUUGAUUUUAGUAAAUUUGAAAUAAAAUAAAAUUUAAAACAAUCAUAUGCUUUAAACUUUUGGGAUUAAGGAGAAAUUGAUGAAGAAAUUGAAUAAUAAAUACAAACUUGUAGAGUCUCAACUUAAAGAGAUUGUAAAGAAGAAUUAUUGGAAGAGAUUAGAUACUAUUAAGCGACUUAAUUAAUAUAAUAAUUAGAAGAUAAACAAUUAGUACCAGAAGAACCUAAAUAAUAAGAGGAAGAAUAAAUUUAAAAAGAAUAAGUUGAAUAAAAAUAAUUGGUUAUUGAAUAACCUAAGGAACUUAAGGAACCUAAAAAAAUAAAAAAAAAAAAUGUUAGAUACAAACAAAAAAAAUAAUAAAGUAUUUGAUUAAAAUUAUUAAUCAGAAAUAGUGAAAACUAGUUAAUAGAAAUUUGAUCAUAGAUUUGUCGAUUACAUGUUAUCAUUAUAAGAUGUUCAUGAGGCAGACCUCAAUUAAUUUAAAGAAAAAUAAGUUGCAGAUUAUGAUUCCUACAUAUUUUGUGAUCCUAAUGAAGAAAUUGUUUACAAACAUCAAAUUGAUUGGAAUUGUUAAUUAGAAUAUUUAUUAAGAGAUAUUAGCUGA